GAAUACUAAAUUAAUUGAAUUGAGCUAGACUGCUGUCAAGGUGAACAGGGACGCUACAUUUUUUAGAGUAAAAACAAGUUGGAAAAUGUUGUUUUAGUCCAGCAUUUGUUGAAGGAUUUUUCUUUGAAAUGGAUUAAAGUCCAAAUGGUUUGCAUAUCAACCUGGUUUAGUUGAAGGUAAACGGUACAAAAGACUUGGACACCGCCAAUUACCUUAGUGUCAUUCUCACAUUUAUCAAGUGGUGAACCCUAGAUCUGCAACACGCUCCUCGGGCAGUAGUACCAUUUCAGUGCAAAAGAACAAAGGUUUGUUCUCUAUGCCAGUGAGUGCUGACGAUGGCAGGGGUGACCGGAAGCCGAAGGGGUGUUCGCAAGAAAGCCCAGGACAAGGCGUUCUAUGAGAAACCGGCCAAUAAGGAAACCAGUGCCGACAUCAUAGCCGACGCCCGGGCCGCUUUGAGAACUGUUCCGACCACACGACCUUUCACCCCUAGAGAGGACAAGAGGACAUUGUUUAGCGGGAGCACAUCCAGGGCACCAAAUGAGCGGCCUCCGUCGGCAUUCAGUUUGGGUUCAAGGCACUUUGAUGGACCUGAUUCGAGACCUCCAACUGGAUCCAGGCUCUCACCUUUGGACCAUAAACCAUCACCUCCACCGAUCAAACAGAUCUCGAUAGAUGACCAUUGUCCAAAGCUCCCCAAACCGCCCUCUAUUGAGCCCAAACGGGGAGGUUCAGGUCAGAGGAGAGCACGUCCCAAGCUGCUGAGUGCUCUGAGUCAGGAUGGAAGUGCCAUCCAAGUCCUACCCAAGCCCAUGGAGAGGAAGAACUCGGCCCCAAAGGUGUCUAGUCUGAGCAAUGAAAGAAGGGUACAGAGUGGUCCAAAAGAAAGGACCAAGCAACUCCUUGAUGACGGAGAAGCUGAUGCCGGUGCCGAAGACGAAAGGUUGACCCGCCCCUCCCCCGAUAGUGGGGUCACGAGGGUUAGGUCAGCCGACAGCAUCCAGACCAGUAGUUCAAGUACCAGUCGGUCUUCAACUUCAAGUGGAAGUAUAAGCACAGAGAGGUCGGAGAGUGGCUAUUCUAGUGAGAGGCAUUCUGCAAGCAGUAGGUCUGGAAGCGGUGGAAGAAGGGAAGAUGAAAGUCCAGAGGAGGCCCUCUAUUGGAACGAGAGGGUCAGUCCCAUCUUAGAGAAACUAGCAUCAUUAUCUAAAACCAAACUAGACGAAGAUGCUGCUCAAGAAGCUUGCAUUCUGUGCAAUGACCUAUACAGCACCUUAGGGGCGAGAGACAUGCUGGGCCGAGGGGCCAAGAGAAGAUCAUCGGCCCUAAAGGCCGUCUUUAAACUCCUAGAUCAGACAGAUCCAAGGCUACUCAUAAAAGCAUCCAAAAUCGUUCUUGCACUUGAUGUAACAGGUAGUAACCUCAAGGCUCUCUGUCGACUCCUCUUCAAACUCAGCCGAGAUGAGAAGAACGAUUCUCUGUUCCUUGAUAAGGAGUUAUUAGACCUGAUUGUUACAUUGAUUGCAAAGACGGACUACAUAACAAACUGUGAGGCUCUAGUAUACUGUGUAGGAGGAUUGAAGUGUUUAUCUGCCAACAGUGAACUGAAUAAAGCCCUUUCUGAGAAGGGGCUUAUUGAAGCCCUUGGUAGGAUUCUCAAGUCUGUUAAUGCCUCGACAUCGUCAGAGUCGCGGAGCAAGAAUGUGUCCAACCUACUCCUCCAGAUCGUGGGCACUCUUCGGCACCUGGCCGACAGGGGUGAGAACAGACAUGACUUCUUAGCAAACAAAGUAAUCAACCAUCUGUGUGGUAUCAUGGAGCUGUUCACAUCAGACGGUGAUCUCAUGAUGCACGUAUCAAGGAUAUUGAGCAAACUGACCCUGAACAAUGACUGUACUGCAGUCCUCGCUGAGCACCCAACCGCUUUCCAGUCGCUCCUAGCCCUCAUCAACAAACACCCUGAUAGGAAUGACCUGGUCGUCAGAGUUGGCUUUGUCUUAGGGAACCUGACGGCAAGGAACGAUGACUGUCGCUAUUGCCUUUUCAACACGGACGGAGCCAUGGAGGUCCUUCAGGGAUCCAUCAGGAGAUACAUGGCUAAAGAUCUCAGGGAGAGUAUGAAAGACUCUGGGGAUGCAAAGCAAGACGGCACGAUAGAGGAUGUAUUGAUCAAGCUGAUCCGUGUCGUAGCAAACCUCUCCAUCAAUCCAGACAUUGGGCCUCUUAUAGCAGCCAAUGAGACAUGUGUGGAUCUCCUUAUGCAAGUUCUAGGUGAGAUUCUAGUAGAUUUUUUUUUCUUCUCGUCUCGCCAGUAUAGCAGAAGCAAGACAUAG
Lytechinus pictus (painted urchin) is the source of this 2333-nucleotide messenger RNA. Its product is annotated as armadillo repeat-containing protein 2-like. The coding region runs from base 336 to 2333 and encodes 665 amino acids. Lineage: Eukaryota; Metazoa; Echinodermata; Echinoidea; Temnopleuroida; Toxopneustidae. Gene Ontology annotation, biological process: cilium organization. The record is from RefSeq and is a predicted model, not a curated record. The transcript has 13 exons.